CAACUUUUUCAACCAGCAUGCCUGGAACCCCAGUUAAUACAUCAACAAACCUUACUUCCUACACAAGCACAAGUUUAUCAACAACAACUUCCACGAUGCAUUCUGUCUCACCUUCAGUUUCUUCAACAAAAAGGUUUACAGAAAUGUCAACACCAAGAGUCCAGAAUUCCCCCACUGGUACAAGCAUACCCACAACUCCAUCAACAAUUACAACACCUUCACCAGCGUUCUCAACCAGCAUGACAUCGCCACUGACUAAGAUAACUUUGGUCCAAAAUUCCUCCAGCAUGACAGGCAUAACUACAUCUAUAACAACAAAAACAUCUACAGAUUCAUCAAUAACGUCUCCAACAUCCACAACAUUGAAAGCAGUCACCCUUACUCUUACCCCUGGAUGUAAUUGUCACUGGUCAGAAUGGAACGAUUUUGGGAGCCCAACGGCAGGCCCCGAUGGCGGUGAAAUUGUACCUAUUGAAAAAAUAACUGACACUUAUCCUACCUUAUGCUCAGCACUAAUGGAAGUACAGUGUCGUGCAAAACGUUAUCCUGAAGUUCCUCUUUCAAAACUUGGACAGAUUGUGAAAUGCAGUACGAAAGAUGGUCUAAUUUGCUUGAACAAACACCAAGGCCUUGCACAGCAAUGCUACGACUAUGAGAUUAGAACAUUCUGUUGUGAUGAAAACUGUAGAAAUAUCACAACAUCUUUACUAAGUACAGCUACUACAACAGUUUCAUCAACAAGCAUGCACUUACCACCUAGUACAACAUCAGUGGUCCAAAGUUCCUCCACAGUUAAAGGAAUAUCCACAGACACAUCAACAACAAUUUCUACUGGUAGAUCUUCACCAACUUUUUCAACCAGCAUGCCUGGAACCCCAGUUAAUACAUCAACAAAACUUACUUCCUACACAAGCACAAAUUUAUCAACAACAACUUCCACGAUGCAUUCUGUCUCACCUUCAGUUUUUUCAACAAAAAGGUUUACAGAAAUGUCAACACCAAGAGUCCAGAAUUCCCCCACUGGUACAAGCAUACCCACAACUCCAUCAACAAUUACAACACCUUCACCAGCGUUCUCAACAAGCACGACAUCGCCACUGACUAAAAUAACUUUGGUCCAAAAUUCCUCCAGCAUGACAGGCAUAACUACAACUCUAACAACAAAAACAUCUACAGAUUCAUCAAUAACGUCUCCAACAUCCACAACAUUGAAAGCAGUCACCCUUACUCUUACCCAUGGAUGUAAUUGUCACUGGUCAGAUUGGAACGAUUUUGGGAGCCCAACGGCAGGCCCCGAUGGCGGUGAAAUUGUACCUAUUGAAAAAAUAACUGACACUUAUCCUACCUUAUGCUCAGCACUAAUGGAAGUACAGUGUCGUGCAAAACGUUAUCCUGAAGUUCCUCUUUCAAAACUUGGACAGAUUGUGAAAUGCAGUACGAAAGAUGGUCUAAUUUGCUUGAACAAACACCAAGGCCUUGCACAGCAAUGCUACGACUAUGAGAUUAGAACAUUCUGUUGUGAUGAAAACUGUAGAAAUAUCACAACAUCUUUACUAAGUACAGCUACUACAACAGUUUCAUCAACAAGCAUGCACUUACCACCUAGUACAACAUCAGUGGUCCAAAGUUCCUCCACAGUUACAGGAAUAUCCACAGACACAUCAACAACAAUUUCUACUGGUAGAUCGUCACCAACUUUUUCAACCAGCAUGCCUGGAACCCCAGUUAAUACAUCAACAAACCUUACUUCCUACACAAGCACAAGUUUAUCAACAACAACUUCCACGAUGCAUUCUGUCUCACCUUCAGUUUCUUCAACAAAAAGGUUUACAGAAAUGUCAACACCAAGAGUCCAGAAUUCCCCCACUGGUACAAGCAUACCCACAACUCCAUCAACAAUUACAACACCUUCACCAGCGUUCUCAACCAGCAUGACAUCGCCACUGACUAAGAUAACUUUGGUCCAAAAUUCCUCCAGCAUGACAGGCAUAACUACAUCUAUAACAACAAAAACAUCUACAGAUUCAUCAAUAACGUCUCCAACAUCCACAACAUUGAAAGCAGUCACCCUUACUCUUACCCCUGGAUGUAAUUGUCACUGGUCAGAAUGGAACGAUUUUGGGAGCCCAACGGCAGGCCCCGAUGGCGGUGAAAUUGUACCUAUUGAAAAAAUAACUGACACUUAUCCUACCUUAUGCUCAGCACUAAUGGAAGUACAGUGUCGUGCAAAACGUUAUCCUGAAGUUCCUCUUUCAAAACUUGGACAGAUUGUGAAAUGCAGUACGAAAGAUGGUCUAAUUUGCUUGAACAAACACCAAGGCCUUGCACAGCAAUGCUACGACUAUGAGAUUAGAACAUUCUGUUGUGAUGAAAACUGUAGAAAUAUCACAACAUCUUUACUAAGUACAGCUACUACAACAGUUUCAUCAACAAGCAUGCACUUACCACCUAGUACAACAUCAGUGGUCCAAAGUUCCUCCACAGUUACAGGAAUAUCCACAGACACAUCAACAACAAUUUCUACUGGUAGAUCUUCACCAACUUUUUCAACCAGCAUGCCUGGAACCCCAGUUAAUACAUCAACAAAACUUACUUCCAACACAAGCACAAGUUUUUCAACAACAACUUCCACGAUGCAUUCUGUCUCACCUUCAGUUUCUUCAACAAAAAGGUUUACAGAAAUGUCAACACCAAGAGUCCAGAAUUCCCCCACUGGUACAAGCAUACCCACAACUCCAUCAACAAUUACAACACCUUCACAUGCGUUCUCAACCAGCACGACAUCGCCACUGACUAAAAUAACUUUGGUCCAAAAUUCCUCCAGCAUGACAGGCAUAACUACAACUCUAACAACAAAAACAUCUACAGAUUCAUCAAUAACGUCUCCAACAUCCACAACAUUGAAAGCAGUCACCCUUACUCUUACCCCUGGAUGUAAUUGUCACUGGUCAGAUUGGAACGAUUUUGGGAGCCCAACAGCAGGCCCCGAGGGCGGUGAAAUUGUACCUAUUGAAAAAAUAACUGACACUUAUCCUACCUUAUGCUCAGCACUAAUGGAAGUACAGUGUCGUGCAAAACGUUAUCCUGAAGUUCCUCUUUCAAAACUUGGACAGAUUGUGAAAUGCAGUACGAAAGAUGGUCUAAUUUGCUUGAACAAACACCAAGGCCUUGCAAAGCAAUGCUACGACUAUGAGAUUAGAACAUUCUGUUUACAAGUUUAUCAACAACAACUUCCACGAUGCAUUCUGUCUCACCUUCAGUUUCUUCAACAAAAAGGUUUACAGAAAUGUCAACACCAAGAGUCCAGAAUUCCCCCACUGCAUGACAGGCAUAACUACAACUCCAACAACAAAAGCACCUACAGCUUCAUCAAUAACGUCUCCAACAUCCACAACAUUGAAAGCAAUUACCCUUACUCCUACCCCAGGAUUUUUUUCAACAAAAAGGUUUACAGAAAUGUCAACACCAAGAGUCCAGAAUUCCCCCACUGGUACAAGCAUACCCACAACUCCAUCAACAAUUACAACACCUUCACCAGCGUUCUCAACCAGCACGACAUCGCCACUGACUAA
Carassius auratus (goldfish) is the source of this 3572-nucleotide messenger RNA. RefSeq names its product mucin-5AC-like. NCBI's taxonomy places the organism in Eukaryota, Metazoa, Chordata, Actinopteri, Cypriniformes, Cyprinidae. Bases 18 to 3572 code for a protein of 1184 amino acids. The transcript is spliced from 4 exons. The record is from RefSeq and is a predicted model, not a curated record.